Messenger RNA from Acanthosepion pharaonis, 672 nucleotides. The record is from the annotation of a GenBank genome assembly. Lineage: Eukaryota; Metazoa; Mollusca; Cephalopoda; Sepiida; Sepiidae.
AUGUCUUUAGUCUUCUCGGCCAACGUCAUUUCUUUCUGCCGGAGCUCAUCGAUAAGCAAUUUGUUUCUUCUCUUCUUAUUCUUCGUUUUUCCGUCCCUUUUUCUUUCAUCUCUUUCUUUUCUUCUUUUUUUUUUUAAUUAUUCUACCUUCUUUUACCUUUUCUUUUCACUCUUUCUUUGUUCAUCUUUUUCUUGUCCUUACUUUUUUCUCUUUAUUCUUUUUUGCUAUUCUCACUUUUCUUUGUUCACUUUUAUCUUUUUCUUUUCUCCUCCUAUUUUCUCUUCGACUUCUCCUUUACCUCUCGUAUUUAUUUUUUCUUUUUACCUGUUCUUUCUUUCUUUCUUUCUUUCUACUUAUCCUAUUUCUUUAUUCCCUUCUUAUUUUAUUUUCUCCUCCCUACUUUCUUUUAUCCUUUCUUUCUCUCCUUCUUUCUAUCUCACUUUCAUCUACACUUUUUUUCUCUUUUUCUCUUACUCUUCAUUAUUUCUCUUCUUUUCCUAUUUGACAUACUUCUUGUCUCUCUUUUCCCUCGUUGUUAUUUUCUUUUCUUUUUUUAAUUUUCUACUAUUCUUCUCUUUCUUUCUUUCUUUCUUUCUCGCCCACUGUCUCUUCUCCUCUUUUUCUUCCUUUCGCUUUACUUUUCGUUGCCGGUCUUUUCAACUAACCUACUAG